CAAAUGCUGGAGCCCAGGGAAGCAAGAGGAUGCUGCUGCUGCUGCUCCUGGCACUGCUGGGCCCUGCUGGCUGCCCCAGGACAGAGCCCCUGAGCGGCUCCAGCCAGGAGCCGCUGUUCCGCGGCGCCGAUCGCUACGACUUCGCCAUCGUCAUCCCUGCUGGCAGUGUGGAGUGUUUCUGGCAGUUCUCACACCAGGGUGGCAACUUCUUCUUCAGCUACGAGGUCCAGCGGGCCACGGGGAUUGGCAACAGCAGGACCAUCCUGGUCACAGCGAGUGACCCCAAUGGCUUCCAGCUCGGAGUGUCCCGGGACGUGCGAGGACAGAUCAACUUCCUCACCAAGGACACAGGUUUCUACCAGCUCUGCCUGGACAACCAGCAGAACCACUUUGGCUUCAUGCAGGUGUACCUUAACUUUGGUGUGUACUACGAUGACUUCAACAUGGAGCACAAGGAGCCAGCAAAGAGGAAGGAGCUGAACGACACCCUGGACGCAAUUGGGGUGAGCAUCCAGAGGCUGCAGAUCCACACCUUCCACAUGUGGCGCUUCUACAACUUCGCCCGGAUGCGGAAAGGGGCCGACUCCUUCCUGCUGGAGUCCAACUACAACUAUGUCAACUGGUGGUCGAUGGCCCAGAGCUGUGUCAUUGUCCUCUCCGGGGUGCUGCAGCUCUACUUCCUCAAGAGCCUGUUCCACGCACAAACCUCGGGCAGCCAGAAGUGCUGAGACAGCGCAGGGACCCCCCUGCAGAGCCAGGGGACCUGGCUGCCCCUCUGUCCCACCACAGUAUGGGAGGAAAGGCUGGAUUCUGCUUCCAGGAGGAGGUUGGAGAGUUCCCCCUGCUCCUGCCUCGUCUCUAGCCCUGGCAUCAGCCCAAGAGAAGUCAAAGGGCACACUGCCACCUGAGUUCUGUGUGCUGAGUGGGUUUGUUACAUCCCUACCCAUUUUUACUGUCUUUACUGUGGGCUUUUUCUACCAGACUCCAAAUAAAGGACCCCCUGGGACAGUCCAGGGAGUGACUGCUGCCUGCUGCUGCCAUCCAGCCUCUGUGAGCCUAGAAGCUGCU
This is a messenger RNA of Catharus ustulatus (Swainson's thrush), 1068 nucleotides long. It is a transcript of the gene TMED6, whose product is annotated as transmembrane p24 trafficking protein 6. Bases 30 to 728 code for a protein of 232 amino acids. The record is from RefSeq and is a predicted model, not a curated record. The transcript has 4 exons. NCBI's taxonomy places the organism in Eukaryota, Metazoa, Chordata, Aves, Passeriformes, Turdidae. Gene Ontology annotation, biological process: endoplasmic reticulum to Golgi vesicle-mediated transport; intracellular protein transport; Golgi organization. Gene Ontology annotation, cellular component: endoplasmic reticulum-Golgi intermediate compartment; endoplasmic reticulum; COPII-coated ER to Golgi transport vesicle.